AUGUUAAUGAAAAACAUUACUCCUUUGAAAAAUUUCGAAGAAGGUUGUUUUUUUUUGUUAAAAUACAAUGAUUUUGUUAAAUAUAUAAAUAUUAAAUCUAUAAUUAAUUUUAUUUUAGGUCUGUAUGCUGGCUGGUUUGGGCCAAUUGGAAUAGGUGCCGUAUUUUACGCUGCACUUGCCAAACAAGAUGGCAGUGAAAAUGUCCAGAAACUUGUUACUCCGGAAGAUCAAGUUAUUAAAAUUGUUGACCAAUUAACUAUUAAAAGCGAAACUAGCAAAAGUGAAUCUAGCAACUUUGAUGAAACUAUUACGGUUAAAGAAACGGCAGAUAACAAAGUUGAUGUCAACUUAGAUGAAACUAUUACGGUUAAAGAAACAGCAGAUAACAAAGUUGAUGUCAACUUAGAUGAAACUAUUACGAUUAAAGAAACGACAGAUAACGAAGUUGAUGACACUUAUGACAUUAAAGAUACAGGAGAAAAUAAUUCAGCUAAAGCAGGUUUAGAACCUGAAGAGGUUUAUGAAGAAUUUGAGAAUGUCGUUAUCGAAGAAGAUGGAGAUCGCCAUGUUUAUGUUACUCCAAAUCCACCAUGA
Molecule: messenger RNA, 594 nt
Organism: Racocetra fulgida
Lineage: Eukaryota; Fungi; Glomeromycota; Glomeromycetes; Diversisporales; Gigasporaceae
Source: the annotation of a GenBank genome assembly